This is a messenger RNA of Metarhizium robertsii ARSEF 23, 1770 nucleotides long. RefSeq names its product cyclopropane-fatty-acyl-phospholipid synthase. The transcript has 2 exons. The coding region runs from base 1 to 1770 and encodes 589 amino acids. NCBI's taxonomy places the organism in Eukaryota, Fungi, Ascomycota, Sordariomycetes, Hypocreales, Clavicipitaceae. The record is from RefSeq and is a predicted model, not a curated record.
AUGGAGACUCAUCAGGAUACUCUUGAAAGUACUAUUACUAUUCGCUCCGUCACUCAGGAAUGCCGCCUCAGGCUUCAAGAGUGCGUUAUUCGGCAUGCUGGAGGAGGCGGGAAAGGAGAGAGCAUCAACGCCCCAAAUCUUGCAAGGUCUCAUUGGGCUGAAAAUCGCCUGAGCGACUUCAAUCUAUGGGACGCAGGAGUUGGAGCAAGCGCGGCGGCACCGAAUUCUCUCGAUCUUCGCCUGCGGAAAGAUGCUUCGGCCAAGAAGGUCGUCAUCAGCUCAUUGAGUACGCUAGCGACAUGGGCAACAUUGUAUCGAGAUAUUGCAGAUGGGCUUGAGCCACAAGCCAGAGGCGCAGACGAAGAAGACGACCAGCCUAUUACUCUGGAAGAAGCAAGGUUCAGCGUCGAACAGUUGCUUGGAAUUCUUGUCAAUUUGGGCGUCGCAAUUCGGCAGUCUGGCGCAAUCUCGCGUCUGGGCAACGCUGACGGCACAUUUCAGAAGCACAAGCACAAGUACUCCUCGCUGAUGCAGCACCUGACAUUCAUCCUCCAGCUCUCCCAUCUUCCUCGUGCAAAAGUUCCCGUGGGCGAUGGCGGUGCUACAGCAGAAAUGAUUCAAGUGCCAAUCGCCUCAGAGGAGCAACAGGGCCCGCUGCGAUUCGAACAGCAAGUCCUCAUCGAUGCAAACGCCAAGCGUCGCCAUCGAUUUGAAUUUGCGAGGGAACGCCGGGAUGAAUUGAAGAUGGCUGUUGAUUCACAGGAUUCUGCACCAGCUUCAUCACCAGACUCGCGUUUGCGGGAGCGUCUGUCUGACUCGGUGCCGGCUCCAACUGGCGAGAUCCAAUAUCCUGCCAUGAUGGCCAAGGCACCUUCAACAGAGGCAGUUGAAAAGCCUCCACCUCGCGCACAACGCUCAACAGCCACUACGAAUCAAUUAUCCGAGUUGAUAGCUGACGUCCCGUUGGAUUCGCUUGUUGAAGAGCUUCCUGCGUCCGCACCCCCUACGGCCAUCGCUCUCAAAGCUGACUACCCAAGCCCCCCGAAACCGUCCUCCGAUGCCACCGGACCCGUUUGCCCAUAUUGCAAUUUAACCCUCCCGAGCGAGACUGCACGGGCGGGUCAGUGGAAGAAACAUGUUUCCGAAGAUCUGGAACCCUACACGUGCUACCUUCCGGACUGCCCACAGGACAACCGCUUCUUCAAUACCUUCAAGGCGUGGAAAACACACGUCUUCUCGGACCAUCAAGUUUGCCGGGGAUGGACGUGUUUCUUCUGCCAAGAACCUCGCAACUUUGCCCAAGAAAGCGCCUUCAUUGCGCACGUAAAGGCGUUUCAUCAAGAUGCUGUGUCUGAAGCGUACCUGGGUGACCUCUCUACGGCAUGCCAGAUGAUUGAUGAGCCCACUCUAGACAUGUGCCCCGUUUGCUCGAUGCAUGAGGCGGCCUGGACGAUGAAAAAGGCCGAAUGUACACAUUUCGAACCGGGAACUGACUCGUUCUUGGACCAUAUCGGAAAAUGCAUGCAUGAUUUUGCUUUACGGGCACUGCCGUCUACGGAGCUUGAUGGUUCAGUCGAAGAAUCCAGUGCGGCACCUACUGGCGCGGCACAUCUUGAUAGUCGCUCGUCCCUGUCUUCAGUCAGCCUAGGUACUUCGACUCUCGGAAAGGAUGACCGAGGCCUCAAGGAAUCCGAUCUGCUACAAGUUUCUAUGUAUUCAAGUGACGAAAACCUGCAGGCGUGGCUCAAAGGGCAAGAAGACAAAACCUAG